AUGCGUUCUGUACAGGUGAAACUUGCGGCGGAGUUGGUGGCGGAGCUGAAGGUGGAGUUGGUGGCCUUGUGUUGUUCGGAGCAGUUUGCCAAGCCAUUGUGGAGCCGAAAUCAAUUUAGGGCUUUGAUACCAUUUGAGGAAAAAGGAGUAAGAAAUAAAGGAAAGCGUCGCCAAAGUUACGCCGCAACGGUUGUGAUGCCGGAUGACGGAGACAGGAAUACGAUCAGAGGAGCAGAGGCUUCUUCAAAUCAAAGUCCGGUGAGUCAAGUUCCGAUCAACACUAGCCGGAGAAUGGACAAGGUAGACGAUACGUUGUACCUCCAUGUCACUGAAAAUCCGAAUGUGAUCCUCGUGUCUCCGCCCCUGUCAGAGUUAAACUACGCGUCCUGGAAUCGAUCAAUGAGGAUUGCAUUAGGAGUCAAGAAUAAGCUCGGUUUCAUCGAUGAGAGCAUUCCAAAUCCAGGAGAAUCUGAUCCUAAAUAUCCUCAGUGGAAGAGAUGCAACGGUAUUAGAUAUUCUCAGACUGAUCCUCACAAAAUUGCAGAAUUGCAGAAUGAAAUCUUCAAAAACACACAAGGCACCAUGACAGUUAGUGAGUAUUUUACUAAAAGCAAUGCCUUAUGGGAACAAUUGAAGAUCAUGAGGCCGAUCCCCAGGUGCUUAAAUGAAGAAUUUGAGACAGUUAAAGCUGGAAUCCUUGUCAUGGAUCCCCUUCCCACUAUGGAGAAAACUCUCAAUAUGACUCUAAAACUAGAAAGAAAGAUCAGGAGUGUAAGCAAUCAGAGGAACAGUGAGAUAGCUCAUUCCAAUGCCAUUCAGGCCAAUACUCAACUUGCAGAUGAUCAAAGUCUUGUAGCAGCUUCCACUUCCUACAAUAACAAGAAGAAGUUUAACAAUGGAGGGAAGAAUGUUCCCAAAUGCACUUAUUGUGGCAUGACUGGUCACACUAUAGAGAAAUGCUAUAAAAAGCAUGGUUAUCCUACAGGAAGUCAAGCCUCAACCAAUGCUGCUAUCACUGUGAGCACCUCUAGACUCAGAUCUAGCUUCAAAGAAAACAUGGAGACACAUAAUGAAGGCAGGUUUCUUCUUACUCCUCAUAUAAAUGCCAUCUUGGAUUCACACAUUAACUGGAUAUUAGAUUCAGGAGCUACUGAUCAUAUUGCUUGCUUUAUAGAAUACUUUGAUGAUUAUCAUAAGGUUCAUGGGGUUUCUGUCCAAUUGCCAAAUGGGGAAACAGUGAGUGUCACACAUAUAGGGCAAGUCAGACUCCAUGCAGACAUAAUGUUACAUAAUGUGUUGUGUAUACCAUCCUUUGCUUUCAACAUUAUCUCUGUGAGCAAAUUGACUAAGCAAUCAGAUUGUGAAGUUGUCAUGGCAGCUAAUACUUGCACUAUUCAGGGGCAUCUUGGGAUGAUGCCUCAUAAUUUUGUGUGUGAUGCUUGUCACUUUGCUAAACAUAAAAGGUCCACUUUCCCUGUUAGCUUAACUAGGGCUGCAAAGUGUUUUGAUUUGGUGCAUAUGGAUGUUUGGGGGCCUUUUGCUACUGCAUCUCUUAAAGGGGAGCACUAUUUUCUGACUAUAGUUGAUGAUCACACUAGGGAUUGUGCAUCAGAAAUAUUGUGUCCACACACCACGAAGAAUGAGAUAGCAGAGAGGAAACACCAACAUAUAUUGAAUGUAGCAAGAGCUUUAAGGUUUCAGUCAGGAUUGCCUAUAAAUCUUUGGGGUCAUUGUGUCCUUCAUGCCUCCUUCUUGAUUAAUAGAUUGCCUACCACAGCUCUUGAUGGAAAAAUACCAUUUGAGGUGAUGUUUGGGAAGCCUGUAGACUACAAUCAGUUGAGAACCUUUGGUUGCUUGUGUUUUGGAGCCACCAUUAAGCAGGGAAGGAAUAAGUUGCAACCAAGGGCUAAGAAGUGUGUCUUUAUUGGGUUUCCAGCAAAUGUGAAGGGAUAUAUAUUGUAUGACAUGACUGAUAAAUCCAUUUUUAUAUCUAGGGAUGUUCAUUUUCAUGAGCAGACAUACCCCUUCAAAAUAUUGAAUCCAGAAGGGCCUGGUAUUGAUACAGCUACAAGGUUCAAUCCCCCUUUGCCUCUGGUCCCUAUCACAGCAGAUGUUCCAGCCUCUACCCCAACACACACACUGACUGAAGUUGUAGUUGGGAAUGAAAAUAAUGGAAGCAUUAGUAUUGGGAACAAUGACAAUUUUGAGAUUGAGAUCAACUGUGAGUCAGAAAGUAUGGCACAUGAUAACACCAAUAAUUCAUAA
Ipomoea nil (Japanese morning glory) is the source of this 2265-nucleotide messenger RNA. RefSeq lists its product as uncharacterized. Gene Ontology annotation, molecular function: nucleic acid binding. The coding region runs from base 1 to 2265 and encodes 754 amino acids. The record is from RefSeq and is a predicted model, not a curated record. Lineage: Eukaryota; Viridiplantae; Streptophyta; Magnoliopsida; Solanales; Convolvulaceae. The transcript is spliced from 7 exons.